Molecule: messenger RNA, 489 nt
Organism: Oldenlandia corymbosa var. corymbosa
Lineage: Eukaryota; Viridiplantae; Streptophyta; Magnoliopsida; Gentianales; Rubiaceae
Source: the annotation of a GenBank genome assembly
AUGGGUCAGGCCGGUUGUAGUGUGGGACUUGACGAUGUAUUUGAUCAUGCCAGUUUGGACUUACAGAAUGUGAGUGACAAUGAUGAUGUCCCGACUGAAGAUAUCGACUCGGAAGGGUUUAAUGAUUUCGUAGGUGACUCGCCUCCACAUUCAACUCCACAUUCACCUCCAUAUUCACCUCCACAUUCACCUCCAACUAGACGAAGCAAUGUUAUUCGUCUUAGGAUUAGAGGACUUGGAGCUGCACCUGCAUCAGCAUCUGCAUCUGCAACUACAUCAUCAUCAGCAGCGAGUAAUGCCAAGCCUUGGGUUGUCACGAGACCAGUUAUUGGUGGCCCUCAUGACGGUUCUAUUAUUCCCAGUUUUCUUAGUCAUGUAGUCCAUCGCUUGACGAACAAGUCAUACAAACCCUCUUUCGAAAUGGAUACAAGAGUCACAUACUUCAAGUUGUUGAAAGAAUGGAAGGGUUCUAUGUCGACUGAGGGUUAG